AUACCCCCGCCAUGCAGAUGCAGCUCCAUCAGUUGUCUCACAGAUCGAGGCAUGCAGCUAGGAGCUAGCGGCCAAGCAAGCAGAUCGAGCAUCAAAAUCCAACUGCAUUAAUUGCUGCUAGCUUGCUACUCAGUGUUGCGCUCGAUCAUAUCGAUCGGUCGUCUAAAUGGAGCUGCUUUCAGCAGCAUGCGCUACUAGCAGCCGUAGCACCAGCAGCCGCCGGCUCGCCGCCGUUGCAGCGGCUGUGUGCCUCCUGGUGGUAGCUAGCUGCUGCUUCGUGCCCACCUGCGAGGCGAAUCCUCGCGCCUUCUUCGUGUUCGGCGACUCGCUGGUGGACAGCGGCAACAACAACUACCUGGUGACGACGGCGCGGGCUGACUCGCCGCCCUACGGCCUCGACUACCCCACGCGCCGCGCCACCGGCCGCUUCUCCAACGGCCUCAACGUGCCCGACAUCAUCAGCGAGCACCUGGGCGCCGAGCCCGUGCUGCCCUACCUCAGCCCCCACCUCGACGGCCACAAGCUGUUCGUCGGCGCAAACUUCGCGUCCGCCGGAGUCGGGAUCCUCAACGACACAGGCAUCCAAUUUGCCAACAUCAUCCGGAUCCAGAAGCAGCUGCGUUACUUCGAGCAGUACCAGAGCCGCGUGCGGCGUCUCGUCGGCGAGGAGACGACGCGGCGGCUGGUGCGCAGCGCGCUGGUGCUCAUCACCCUCGGCGGCAACGACUUCGUCAACAACUACUACCUGGUGCCCUUCUCGGUGCGGUCCCGCGAGAUGGCGCUGCCGGACUACGUGCGCUACCUGGUGUCGGAGUACGCCAAGAUCCUGCGGCAGCUGCACGGCCUGGGGGCGCGGCGAGUGCUGGUGACGGGGUCGGGGCCGCUGGGGUGCGCCCCCGCGGAGCUGGCGCUGCGGGGGAGCCGCGCCGGGGAGUGCGACCCGGAGCUGCAGCGCGCGGCGGCGCUGUACAACCCGCAGCUGGUGGACAUGAUCCGGGGCCUCAACGCGGAGCUCGGCGCCGACGUGUUCGUGGCGGUGAACACGCACCGGAUGCACAUGGACUUCAUCUCGGACCCGACGGCGUACGGCUUCGUCACCUCCAAGGUGGCGUGCUGCGGGCAGGGGCCGUACAACGGCGUGGGGCUGUGCACCGCCGCCUCCAGCGUCUGCCCGGACCGCAGCCUCUACGCCUUCUGGGACAACUUCCACCCCACGGAGAGGGCCAACCGCAUCAUCGUCAGCCAGUUCAUGGACGGCAACGCCGAGUACAUGCACCCGCUCAACCUCAGCACCAUCCUCGCCGUCGACGCCCGCGCCGCCUCCGCCUCCGCCUCCGCCACCACCUUCAACUAA
Phragmites australis (common reed) is the source of this 1354-nucleotide messenger RNA. Its product is annotated as GDSL esterase/lipase LTL1-like. NCBI's taxonomy places the organism in Eukaryota, Viridiplantae, Streptophyta, Magnoliopsida, Poales, Poaceae. The transcript has a single exon. The coding region runs from base 167 to 1354 and encodes 395 amino acids. The record is from RefSeq and is a predicted model, not a curated record. Gene Ontology annotation, molecular function: hydrolase activity, acting on ester bonds.